AUGCAUCUCCCCACCGUUCUCUCCGUCGUCUUCGCCGCGGCCGGCGUCACCGCCCAGCUCAACGACCUCGCCGUUGCUGCUGGUCUCAAGUACUUCGGUACCUGCGGCUCCGAGGGCAACAUCAACUCGGACACCACCUACCGCAACAUCCUCAACAACAAGAGCGAGUUCGGUCAGCUCGUUCCCGAGAACGGCCAGAAGUGGGAUGCCACCGAGCCCAGCCGCGGACAGUUCACUUACUCCUCGGGAGAUAUCGUUGCUGGAGUUGCCAAGCAGAAUGGACAGCUUCUCAGGUGCCACACUUUGGUUUGGUACAGCCAGUUGCCUUCUUGGGUCUCUGGCGGUUCCUGGAACCGUUCCACCCUUCAGUCCGUCAUCGAGACGCACAUCAACAACGUCAUGGGCCACUACAAAGGCCAGUGCUACGCCUGGGACGUCGUCAACGAGGCCGUCAACGAUGAUGGCACCUGGCGCCCUUCGGUAUUCUUGAGCACCUUCAACACGGAUUACUUCGCCAUUUCCUUCAGGGCCGCCAAGGCUGCUGACCCCAACACCAAGCUGUACUACAACGACUACAACCUCGAGUACAACCAAGCCAAGACCGAUCGGGCCGUCGAGCUCGUCAAGAUCGUCCAAGCCGCCGGCGCCCCCAUCGACGGCGUCGGUUUCCAAGGCCACUUGAUUGUCGGCAGCACGCCCUCGCGCUCGGCUCUUGCCACGACCCUCAAGCGUUUCACCGCUCUCGGCGUCGAAGUCGCCUACACAGAGCUCGACAUCCGGCACUCCUCGGUGCCAGCCUCAUCCUCCGCGCUCGUCACGCAAGGUAACGACUUCGCCAACGUGGUCGGUUCCUGCCUGGACGUCGCCGGCUGCGUCGGCGUCACCAUCUGGGGUUUCACCGACAAGUACUCGUGGAUCCCGCAGACCUUCCCCGGCCAGGGUGAUGCUCUUCUGUAUAACAGCAACUUCGGCAAGAAGCCCGCAUGGACCAGCGUCAGCUCCGUUUUGGCGGCCAAGGCCACCAACCCCCCUCCUGCGCAGACGACUACCCUUGCAACUAUCACUACUGCCCCUCCUGCGCAGACGACUACUACCUCUAGGCCUGCGGUGUCGACUACCUCUGCCGCUGCACCGGGCGGUGCGCAGCAGACGCGCUGGGGCCAGUGUGGUGGUAUUGGCUGGAGCGGACCGACUGCUUGCCAGAGCCCGUGGACUUGCCAGGUCUUGAACCCUUACUAUAGCCAGUGCUUGUAA
Messenger RNA from Sordaria macrospora k-hell, 1254 nucleotides. Lineage: Eukaryota; Fungi; Ascomycota; Sordariomycetes; Sordariales; Sordariaceae. The record is from RefSeq and is a predicted model, not a curated record.